Molecule: messenger RNA, 1787 nt
Organism: Tricharina praecox
Lineage: Eukaryota; Fungi; Ascomycota; Pezizomycetes; Pezizales; Pyronemataceae
Exons: 5
Coding region: 316-1701 (461 amino acids)
Biological process (GO): response to endoplasmic reticulum stress
Cellular component (GO): endoplasmic reticulum lumen
Molecular function (GO): protein-disulfide reductase activity; protein disulfide isomerase activity
Source: RefSeq, a predicted model, not a curated record
UCCCCGUCGAAGUGCUCAUUCACAUUCCGGCUGUGUCACGUCGAUCGGAUCGUGCAUCGCCGUCGGUUACACACGACUCAACCCACGCCAUCAAGCGGCAACAGUACACCUGGCCUUAUCCCUCGUUCACGGCAAAGCCGCGGAAAUUCAAAAGGCCGAAAUCAAAAGCAUCCUGCCAAUAACCUCCAGUAGUUACCAACCAGUAGCAGUUGCUCGCUCGCUUGUCCGCAUCUCAUCGCUCCAAUUGACCCAACUGCUCUCGAAACAUUUUCUCCAGCAAACCAAACACCAAGCUUACACUAGCUCGAAUCCGCCAUGCAUCUCCUCCGGGAGCUUGUCGUCACCACGCUCCUGCUGCUCGCGUCGACGUCGGGCGCCGAUGCCGCGUUCUACGGCGCAAAGAGUGCCAUCGUCCAGUUGGACCACAAGAACUUCCAGAAGGAGAUCCUGAGCUCCGGCAAUGCUGCGAUGGUCGAAUUCUACGCGCCGUGGUGCGGGCACUGCCAGAACCUCAAGCCGGCGUACGAGCAGGCGGCCACGUCGCUCAAGGGCAUGGCAAAGAUUGCCGCGAUCGACUGCGACGAGGAAAAGAACAAGCGCACCUGCGGCGAGUAUGGCAUCAAGGGCUUUCCCACGCUGAAGCUGUUCGUGCCCUCCAGCAAGAAGGGACGGCCGGUUGUCGAGGACUACAAUGGUGGCCGUACGGCCAAAGCCAUCGCCGACGCCGUGGCCGAGCGCAUCCCGAACCACGUUACCAAGCUGAGCGGCUCCAAGUUCACCGAGUUCCUGAGCGACAAGAACGACACUGCCAAGGCGAUCCUGUUCACGAGAAAAGGCACCACCAGCGCGCUGUGGAAGAGCCUUGCCGUCGACUUCCUCGACACCAUCUCCUUCGCGCAGGUUCGUGAUAAGGAGACCGCCGCGGCGGAGCUGAUGGGCGUGUCUACGUUUCCUACGAUCGUGGUGCUUCCCGGCGGCGACGCAGAGGGAGUCGUCUACCGCGGAAAAAUGGAGAAGCAGGCCAUGUACGACUUCUUCGCUGCUGUCAAGGCGCCCAAGAGCAGCGAGGAGCCGGAAUCUUCCAGCACGUCCUCCUCCACCACCACCGCGAAGCCCACGCCGACCCCCGCCCCCGAAGUGCCCACGCUCACGGGCCUCACCGCGCUGCAGUCCACCUGCCUCGCCAAAAAGUCCAAGACAUGCAUCCUCCUGCUCUCGUCGACGCCCGUAGCAGGCGUGACAGGCGCCUACGGCAAGCUCGUUAGCCGGCCGCCGCCCCACACGUUCCAGGUGUUCCAUGUGCCCGCCACCGACGAGCUCGCUGCCGCGCUCGUUGAGAAUCUGCAGCUCGGAACCGAACUGCCCCAGUUGGUCGCGGUAAAUCAUCGUGGAUGGUUUAGAAGGUUCGCUGGUGAUGCCGAGAAGAGUGCGGAUGUUCUGGCGUGGUUGGAUGCGGUUAAGAUGGGUGAGGGUAGCAAGGGGAAGGUGCCGGAUGCGCUGAUGGCUCAGGAGGAGGGUGUUGGGGAGAAAGUCCGAGAGAAGGUGGAGGAGGUGGUGAAGAGUGUUGAGGAGGAGGUGGAGGAGGUCAAGGAGAAGGUGGAAGAGAAGGUUGAGGAUGUCAAGGAGGCGGUGGAAGAGACGGUGGAGGAUGUCAAGGAGAAGGUGGAGGAGAAGGUGGCGGAUGUCAAGGACGAGUUGUGAUCUACAUACCCCAUAUACUUUCCUAGAUACCCAGCACCAUCGAAAUAACUGAUACCAAUACCAAUCGAACCACUAUACCCUACCUA